Saccostrea cuccullata (small rock oyster) is the source of this 1299-nucleotide messenger RNA. RefSeq lists its product as uncharacterized. The transcript has 3 exons. Bases 318 to 1271 code for a protein of 317 amino acids. NCBI's taxonomy places the organism in Eukaryota, Metazoa, Mollusca, Bivalvia, Ostreida, Ostreidae. The record is from RefSeq and is a predicted model, not a curated record.
GGAAAUAAAACAGGAAGGAUCACAGCAUUCUCUUGGUGCCGGGAAUUUAAAUUUCUUAAGUUUUUUUUAAUGAGAGCGCGCGAGGUCCACCGAGCAAAAAAUUAGAUUAGUGUGGCCUUACUAAAUGUUUGUAGAAUUUUCGUAAAGUGGUGUAUUAAAUUUUUUUAAAUGUACUAUUUCAUUUCGUCAUAUUUUAUUAAAAAAUGAAUUAAUCUUAUUACAGGUAUAGAAAUGGAUCAGCAUUUGAAGGAAUUUCAAACGCAUACAAUGAUGUAAAUUUUGGGGAAGACUGGUCAGUAUAUAGCAAGGUUAGAGUAAUGGACAGAAGGCGAUUGUCUGAGGCGUGGUUUAAAUGGCAUUUGAUAGAAAUGAAAAUCGGUUUAGGGGAGAGAAACAUCGAUACGUUGGUGUGUUCUGAAGUCGAUGCUGAAAUACAAAGGCUUCUGCCAAGGAUACAUGAACACUUUACAGAGAAAUGGUCUGGUAGUCAUCAUUGUGACAACUGCAAGUCAAAAGAUUGUAGUCAAGCACUUAUCAUAGAUGGUCAUAUGAAAGGCACCAGACUAGUUUGCGACUUUAUGGAAGGCGACAUUUGUUGUGAGGAAAUUGGAAGCAUUACUGUUGGUUGUAAUCAGACGCCUGUCAAAGGUUCCUACUUCUGUGUAAAUCAUCAGCAUUCUCUUAUGAAGGUUAAUAAGAUUGAAACGCAACCUGAUACAGAUGAGAAUCAACAUUCACUGCAGUGUAAAACAGAGAAAAGGAAACAGGCAGCUAACAAACACCGGUCCGCCGGAAUAUGCUGUGCGGUGUACAGCUGUGGGGUAGUUGUGGGUAUAACCGAGCUAUUUGGUUGCGAAUCACUUUCGCAAGUAUAUGUAUUCCUCACUUGGCUUUGGCAUGCUGUGCAGCAUUUUCCACGAUUAUUUGCCUAUGAUGACGCCUGCCAUUUAAAGCGCUAUGUCAACAGUCGACAAAAAACAGCGGCAGGAAAGUUCAUUGCAAAUCUUACAAUGGUGGUGGAUAAAAUGCACUUUAAAAACCACGUUGACAAAUGGUGCAAACAAAAUGUAAAUCCACACAAAGUUAAAGAAUUUUGUGACUUAAACACAGAAGCAUGUGAACAGACAUUUAAGUUUGUUUCCCAAUUUAAACAUGCAACGAAACAUAUGACGUAUGCAAGCUACAAUUUGUUUCAUUUGAUUAUGUGCAACAUGUACAAUGAAGACAAAAUUAUAAAGAGUACAAAGAGAAUUAAACUUCAAAGCCACUAGAAGAUAAGUAGGAAAUCAUGUAAACAAA